ACCAAAGGGGCCUAGAAAGCAGCAAGGGAUAUGAUCAGGUUCCAACCUGCCACUUAUCAGCUUGGGCCUCAGUGUCUGCCUCCUACCCCUUAAAAGGUCUUUGUGAAGCCCAGUCUGAUAUGCUAUGCUUAUAAAAUGCCAGCACAAUUCUUGACAAAUGCUUGCUAAGUCUUUGCUGUGUGUUGACCUUGGAAGAGAAAGGAGCCAUGGUCAUGUGGGGUGGGGCAUAGCCAAAUGACCUGGUUGGGAUACAGGGUAGAGGUCCAGUGUCUCCUGGAGCCCAUUCCUUCUCUGCCUCUGCUGCCUGCAGCUGAUAAAACUCUUAUCUGGCCCAGGCAGGGGAGCCCAGAGUAAGGAUGGGAGUAGAGGGCAGGGCUGCUAUCACCAGCAGGCCUGGACCCUAUCUAAGACAGGGGAGGGGCUGUCUGCCUGCACUUCCCACAACACACUCCCUGGGGAUCGCCAAGCACUCACAUCUUGGGAGGAAAGGAAAGGGCUGAAAUGCUAGGCAUGGUGGCACACACCUCUGAUUCCAGCACUUGGGAGGCAGAGGCAGGCAGAUCCCUGUGAGUUAGAGGCUAGCCUGGACUACAGAGCAAGUUUCAGGACAGCCAGGGUUACAUAGUAAGACCCUGUUUCAAACAACGAAACUGAGGACCCAAGAGGAAGACAUGGGUGACUCUUGAUGUUUCCCCCAGAAUGGAAAACAAAACCUCAAUCUCAAAAACUCAGAAGACUGGAUUUUGCCACUGACAGGAAUACCAUUUUUAGAGAGUAAGAGAAGACAUCUUGUCUGAGAAAAAGUAAAGAUGCCUACUGUGUGCCCAGAGGACUGACUAUGGCCAGAGCAGGUGAGGUAGAGAGUACUCCACAGAAAAGAACUUUGCAGUUCCUAGGGUGGUUGAUGGUCCUGGCAUGAGUGAACCACUGACACCGUUCCUUUCUUCUGGGGAUUCUGCACAGGGACAGGAUAAACUUUUGAUUUGGCAGAAGUAGCUCUAACUCUUCCUUCCUUCCACACAGGUUGCUGGAGCCCUUUGAGCUUUGGGGGAACCAGGGCCAGCAGCUGGCACAGUAGGAUGCCCCCGUGUCCUCCUCAGCAGAACAGGAACAGGUUGUCACAGCUGCCUAUUGGGGAGCUGGGCGAGAUGGAAUUGACUUGGCAAGAGAUCAUGUCCAUUACUGAGCUGCAGGGUCUAAAUGUUCCGAGUGAGCCAUCCUUUGAGCCCCAAGUUCCCACCCCAUACCCUGGACCAUUGCCACCUCCAACAUACUGCCCCUGUUCAGUUCACUCAGACGCAGGCUUCUCCCUGCCCCUACCACCUUAUGAGCUCUCAGCACCUACUCCUCAUGUCCCAGACCUCCCAUACUCCUAUGGCAACAUGGCUAUACCAGCGUCAAAGCCACUCACCCUUUCAGGCCUGCUCAAUGAGCCCCUCCCAGAUCCCUUAGCUCUUCUGGACAUUGGGCUGCCAGUGGGGCCACCCAAGCCCCAAGAAGACCCAGAAUCCGACUCAGGAUUAUCCCUCAAUUACAGCGAUGCGGAAUCUCUUGAGCUAGAGGGUGCAGAGGCUGGCAGGCGGAGGAGCGAGUAUGUGGACAUGUACCCUGUGGAGUACCCUUACUCCCAUAUGCCCAACUCCUUGGCCCACCCCAACUAUACUUUGCCGCCCACUGAGACACCCUUGGCCUUAGAGUCAUCCUCUGGCCCUGUGCGGGCUAAACCUGCUGUCAGGGGGGAGGCGGGGAGUCGUGAUGAGCGGCGGGCCCUAGCCAUGAAGAUUCCCUUCCCUACGGACAAGAUCGUCAACUUGCCUGUGGAUGACUUUAAUGAGUUGCUGGCGCAGUACCCUCUAACAGAGAGCCAGCUGGCUCUAGUCCGGGACAUCCGACGGCGGGGCAAGAACAAGGUGGCAGCCCAGAAUUGUCGCAAGAGAAAACUGGAAACUAUUGUACAGCUGGAGCAGGAGCUGGAGCGCCUGGGCAGUGAAAGAGAGCGGCUUCUCAGAGUCCGAGGGGAAGCGGACCGCACUCUGGAGGUCAUGCGCCAACAGCUGGCAGAGCUGUACCAUGACAUUUUCCAGCAUCUUCGGGAUGAAUCUGGCAACAGUUAUUCACCAGAGGAAUAUGUACUGCAACAGGCUGCUGAUGGGGCCAUCUUUCUGGUACCCCGUGGGACCAAGAUGGAGGCCACGGAGUGAGCUGGCCUAGAGACUAACAAUGUGGUGCUAGGGCCUCCCCUCAUUCUCUUCUGAUAAAGGUACUCCCCAACCCCAGGACUCACAAGGCACCGAGUUCUCCAGACCAAAAGAAGGUAGAUGCCACCUUAGCAUUUGGUCCUUGCAAGGUGUGUUCAGUGAGGUUCACCUGGAGGCCAGGUGAGUGCUGGCUUCCCAGGCCCCAAGCCUCCACCUCUUGUCUAAGCUUUGGUCCAUAAAGAGCUGUGUGGAAAUAAGCUUUCCAUUGUGUCUUCCUUCUUGAGGGUGAUGGAGCUAUCUCAGAAAUCACUGCUUGCUGAAGGGAAAUCCUGAGCUCAUUUUAAGUACACAUAAAAAUUGGGGAAUGAGCAAUGUGACAAUCUAUCCACCUUCACACCCCCGUCCAGUCAGAAGCCACAGAUGCUUGAGGAACCCCACCGUCCUUGGUGGCCAAUUCAUAAAUGACAGGAACUGUGAGAGGGCUGCAUCCUCGUGUAAAGUCUGCUCAGUCUCUAGAGCACACAUGAACACUAACGCCUUUAGUUCCCUCCUGCUUACCUCACCCUGGGUCUGAUAGGCCCAAGAUCGGAAGACCAAGGGACUGUUCUUGACUGGAAUGAGAUUACUCUACAUUCAAGUGUGUACUCUUAUACAACUUUUUAAACUGAGCCUAGAGCCUCUAGAAUGCUAAGCAAGCGAUGGGGCUACAACCCAGCUCUCCCUGGUUGUGAGAGAAAUGCUAUCCAAGUCAUGCUGGGGGGUGGGAGUGGCUAUCAUUCCUACCCUUCUAGAUUUGAGACAGGGUCUUACUAUGUAGGCAUGUCAGCCACCAAUUCAUAAAGUUCCAUUUGCCUGUCUCCAAAGUGUGGGGUUAAGUACCACCAUACCCAGUCCACCCCACCUUUUUUUAAACAUUUUGUGUAUGAUUCAAUCAAUGUAUGUACCAUAACCAUGCAGGAGCCUAUGAAGGUCAGAAAAGGUGUUCCUUUGAAGGAGUUUAGAGUGCUGGGAACUGAAACCCUGUCCUCUGUUACUCUCACAUAGGCAGGGUCCCACAUAACAGGCUGGCCUUGUACCUGUGUAGUGGAAAAUGACCUUGAGCUCCUAAUCUUCAUUUUGCUACCUCACAAGGGCUGAGAUGCUGUAUGCCAACCCAGCUCAGGAACUACUUUGUCUUUUAUUUGGAAAUACAACUGUGUUCUGGAGGAAAAGGCAAAGAGAUUUUAGGACAGCCAAGUAUACAGUGACUUUCUUAGAAAACUAGGUCGACCUCAAACUCAUAAGUCCAAGCAUCCUCUUGCCUAUCAAAUCUCCCUAGCAGCACCCAAUUUCUUUGGCUGUUUUGCCAGUCAUAGCUUUUAUUUUCAUUUUAUUUUAUUUCAUUUUAUCUCCAUUUUAUCUGUCCAUUUACUGACUUUCUUAACAAGAAAAACUGGUAGACCUAAGAGAUGAAGGACAUAAGGGAAAUACAGAAAUCUUGAUGCCUGUAGAUCUGAACUGUGCUUGCUAAUCUGGGAUUUUUGUCAGCUCUUGGCCUAACAAGUUUUCCUUCUAUGUAAACUCACAAAAAGCAGUAUGAAUGUGUAGUGGCCCAAGCCUAUAUUCCCAGCACUAAGAGGUAAGGGAUUGUUCCAUAUUUUUACAUGUAUCUAUAUCUAAUUAGCUGUAUGUAUGAUUUCAGGUUAGCCAAGGAUACUCUUCACAUUUAAGUGCCCUCCACCAAGAAAAUAAAAAUAAGGGUCUCAUAGCCUCAUCUGGGCUGGACAUUCCUAAACUGGGAUUAGUGUGCACUACCCAGUUCUGUCAUCUCUGGAACACUUAAACCUCACAACUAACUAUCUCUAAAUUCCCCAUCAAGUUUUAGGUUUCUUACAUCAGAACCCAAACAUGCAACAGGUUUGCACCUCACACCUACCCCAUAGAGAUGGUCAGUUUAUCCUUGCCAGGUUCUCAGGGACAUUCUAUGACCAGUUUACUCACAAUGCAUCAAUACACAUGCAUCCAACAUAUAACUUAAGGGUCAAAGAAACUCCAGU
This is a messenger RNA of Peromyscus californicus insignis, 4234 nucleotides long. It is a transcript of the gene Nfe2, whose product is annotated as nuclear factor, erythroid 2. Gene Ontology annotation, cellular component: nucleus. The record is from RefSeq and is a predicted model, not a curated record. The transcript is spliced from 2 exons. Gene Ontology annotation, molecular function: DNA-binding transcription factor activity, RNA polymerase II-specific; RNA polymerase II cis-regulatory region sequence-specific DNA binding. The coding region runs from base 1080 to 2201 and encodes 373 amino acids. NCBI's taxonomy places the organism in Eukaryota, Metazoa, Chordata, Mammalia, Rodentia, Cricetidae. Gene Ontology annotation, biological process: regulation of transcription by RNA polymerase II.